CAACUGAAACUGUGAAAACAGAUGAGUAGUUGAACUUAACUUCUCAAGAUUUUAGCGUUCAAGUUGAUUCUGUUGGUAUUAGAUGGACGUAAAAUCAACGUGUCUUUUAUUGUAAAAAAAUGAAAGUGCUCUUGUUGUAAACCUGAAUACAGCAUUUAUAAUAUUUAAGUUUCUAGAAUGAGUCUUAGCUUCAAUUGUGAUCAUCCCAGAUUCGAAGAUAAUUUGUCUGCUAUCCGGGAAUGAAGCAUUGACUACACAUUUCCGGCAAGGAAAAAAACCUUCAAAUUUAAGGUCCUUCGAUGCUACCUCGCAGUUAGUCAUAAAGGAAAGCAAGAAAACGCGAUGUUUUGGUCUAUUGCUAAGCAUUUCCAAGAAAAAAACUAUAAUGAAUGAGACAAAAAUAAACAAAACCUAAUUAACUUGCUUGGACAAAGAAGUAGAGCUGAGCUAAUUAAAAGGUUUCAGGGGCGCUUCAAAAUGAAUUGACCAAACUGAGAUUUUCAAAUCUUUCUAAAACAGUGGUAGCAGGGUAAACAUUGAAUGCUGCUUUUAAAUGAAUUACAAAUUGAUGACAAACAAAUUAGAAUUUCCGUAUUUCUGCUUCUUGUAAUUAAGAAAAAGUCGAAAAAAUUAUUGUUCACGGGAAUUAAACAUUCAAAUGAAUUAGUUAAACAAACCCAAUGCUAUAUAUAAACAUCUAAUCUCUUCAAAUCUGAUCUUUUCAAAGCUGAUCUCUAGAGGCAUGUUGAGGAAAAAGGAAUCUAAAAGAAGUUUAUCUCAUCACAAACGUUAUUUUUACUCAAAGCGUUGCGGGGAAGGAGAGUUUUCUCAUUUCCGACUGCCAAAGAGAGAAUUAUUGUUCUUAAUAAUUUUAUAAUUGUGAACUUAUAGACAUAUCCAGCAAGACAAUUUCAUUCGAUUAAAGAAACUCGAAACAGCUUGAUCAAAGAGAAUUGCAGCAUCAACUCAGCACUGGUACAAAAAUGCAAAAUUGGUACGUAGCUAUAUUUAUCUCCGCUGCUUUUAUAAUCCUCUCUCUUCUAAACAUCACAUCAAACUCUUUGCUGAUCUAUGGACUACAUGAAUCCAACCAGCUCAAAAAUGUUUCCAACAAGCUUAUAAUGUCAAUGAGCAUCUCUGAUUUAUGCAUUGGAGUUCUUGUCCUACCAGUCCAGGCUUUACAUGCGCUAAAUGAGAUUACACUGGAUGCAUGGAUUAUGAAAGCAAUCUACAUACUGGCACAUUUUGUGACCUUAAAUUCAGGUCUGUUAUUGAUCUGUAUAGCUGUCGAUCGUUAUAUUCAUAUCACCAAACCAAGGCUAUACCAAUCGGAUUCAAACGGACGUCGACUCGUUGUCCUAGUCAUGGGCUGCUUCGUGAUUUCCUCUGUAUUUACAAUAACGCAUAUACUUCUAGAUUCCUUCUGGCAGUAUGUAGCAAUUGCUUUUUUGAACAUUUCUCUAAUGUCCGGACUGACCAUUCUAUACACAAAAAUGUAUAGAAAACUCCAACAGCACCAAAUCAAUGCACAGACGCGAUUGCAACAAAUUAACAACAACGGUCUUAGCACCAAUAACAGAAGAGUGGUGAAUGGUGAUUCCCAGGCAGGGCAACUUUCUGCUGUGAGAACCAUCCGUUUAGUGUUGGUGGCCAUUUUCAUUUGCUAUUUGCCCUUUACUGCCAUUGCACUUGUUGACAAAUUUUAUGAAUUUGAAUUAAGAGCUAAACCUGGUGAAACUUUUGGAACUCUCUAUGCUACAUGUACGUUUCUAAUAGAAGGAUCAACUGUUGUCAAUUCUGUGAUCAUAAUUUACGGCAACACAAGAUGCAAGCAAGCCAUUUUGUCGCUGUUUCGUAGUACAGUGGUGCCCCGUGAUUGAAAAAGAAUUUUUAUCACCAAACAAUAGCAUAGUAUAAUGCCUCAAGUUUUCAAACAAUGGAAAGUAUUGAAAUAAAUGAACAUUGCUAGCCAAAGACAUCAACAGAAUGCAGUCGUGGUUCAAAAACUUUGGAAGCUAAUCGUAGGCAUUUCAAAUGAAAGAGAAAGAUGCAGAUCUCAAAAGGCAUGUUCCGGGUAGGAAUGCAGAAUCAUUGAGCAACAGAACAUCCUCCAAUCUUGACAUCUUCAUGUAAUAGAGGUAGCUCUUGAUUCAUUGAAAGAAGAAUACAGUCUAAUAAUUUAUCUUGUUUUUGCAUUCAAUUAUAAAAUUCUCACUUCCACUGAUUCUGGUGCAAACCAAGAAAAAGAGAAUGCCCUUGUUCCACCAUGAAUAAUCCCUGGAAAUUGUUCCACGAUGAAUAAAUUUUUACAAAUUAGAAGUUUGGACGUGGGCAAAAAGGGCCUGACCGUCCAGCCAAACCUGACUUCGCCACUGAAUGCAAGUUUGGUAUUUUGGGCACCGAAAGUCGUGUAAUAAUAUUUUGAUUAUCGAAAUCACUAAUCAGCUGUUUCUUUUUUAGUUUUUUAUUCUUCUGAAUGAUCCAUAAUCUAUUUCUGAAAAUUCCUUCGGCAUUUUCAACGUUCAGUUUUAGAAUGACUAUAGUUGAUCGCUUUUUUACAUUGGUUCACGACAAAAACGAAUUUCAGUUUUUGCAAGUAUACCCACUUAUAAUUAGACAAAAUUGUUUUAAGAAACAAAAUAGGAAAAAUAUGAGAUUUAGUUAAAUACCUUCAUUACUCGAAACGAAAAUUCCAAACACUUAACUUUUGAAAAAGCUAGAAUUCGGAUCCCAGAUUUGUUUAAAUUCUAUUGGCGACUUGGCAUGAAAAUGUACAUGGAGCAUUGCAAAAAAUCUUUAUUUGUAACGCAUAGAGGCGCCGUUAGGUUGGAAGUGACCUUUGACUCGAUCACGUUCUAAUCAUUUCAUUUUUAUGUAUUCGCUUGAUGCUUGCUUUGCUGCUUAUUUGAUAAUUUUAAACAGUUCUGUUGAUAUUUGAUCCGUGUCUUAAUGUUCAUUGGUUAAUUUUAUGUGUAUCAUAAUUUUAGGACACUAAUUGGACAUUAGCUUAGGCUAUGUUCACAUUGCUCCGUAUUCAUUUUUAUCCGUUUUCGUAUCGAUCCGUUUUAACUGUUCACACUGCUCCGGAUACAUUAGAAAACGGUAUGAAAACGAUGAAGCGCUCACAUUGAUCCGCUCUGGAUAAAAAGGAAAACGCCACGAGCUGGUUUACAGCACUUGAACUGCCAAUAAACUUUUCAAACAGCUCACUGCCACUUAUAUUCCUCCGAGUAGUAUGCUAACUUCGAGUGAAUCAGCCAUGUUAAGAAAAGUUGUUCAAAUUAGCGCGGUCAAAGUAUCUUGCUGUGUUGUUGCUGUUGUUAGCAUUUUCAAAUAUAUCCGUUUUCGGUGUUCACACUGUGUUUUUGCGCUUUCAAAAGCCUCCGUUUUCAAAAGUCUCCAUUUUCAAAGUGCGUUUUCAAAAGUCUCCGUUUUCAAGGUGGAGCAUUGUGAACGCAAGGCACAAACGGAUACUUUUUUAUCCGUUUGUUAGAACACAGGGUUCCCAUUCAUUGCAGGACAUCACAUGACAAUUGCAUCAUUGCGCAUCAUCAGCUUCUGUAAAUUGAAUUAUUCUUAGGGUAUAUAAGGGGUGGCUUUAUAGUUAGGUUGAGUCUUGCCGUAAGCUUUGUCGAACUCAGUGUACCUUGUCGCUAGCUUGAAGAAUUGUGUUUGCCGUUACAUUGUCGUCGUUAGCCGUUUAAGAUUUCUUUAGUCGUUUGACGUGAACUGAUGAAUUAGAAGAAGUGUAUAGAGAAUUGAAUAACAGUUUUUGCCGUAUUUAUCGUGUACGUUUCUGCGAAAGACAUACGAACUCACGUUUGUAAAACCCCCUUUUUAAGUGGUUUUACACGUUUUCAUAUGAAUACGGAGCAGUGUGAACGGGGUCUUAAUCCGUCCUGUAUCUAGCGUGUCAGCUUUAAGGUGGUGUCAGUCUUGAGGGGCCAGCCGCUACGAGAGCAACUUUGUUGGUGAAAGAGAUUUGACGUUUUUGUCGAAGUAGAAGUCCAGAAACACUUGUCUUGCACAAGGUUCAGACUCAAGCCCAAGAUCCUUCAAGCAUCUGCUCUAAAGCUCGCAAAGAUAAUCACAAGGCCAUGAGUUAUGUUACUUGUUACAAUUUAGUGAUUUAGUGUUUUAAUCUCUUCAUGUUACUGUUUUUUACCGAAAAACUCGCAAUUCUUUAAUCUUCUUCUCUAGAUUAAGCAAAAAGGUUAACAUCUUGCUGUCGAUAGCGAUUUUGCUGUCACUGUUUGAAAAAAAGGGAUUUGACAAUAUAUUCAAAAAACAAAGAAAGGACUCAAUUUUUUUUAAGUACACAAACCAACUAAUGAACUUUCUUGUUGCUGCAUUCAAAUAAAAAACCUUUAAUUUCUGAUCAUUAUAGCGCAAUUGGAAAAACGAAGAAAGUGAUGAUGUCAGUUUAUUUAUCCAGAAAAUUAGAGAAGACUUAAUUGAAUUUGGAAUUGUCAGCAAAUAAGCUGAAAAGAUCCUUUGAUUAAUCAUCGAGAGAGCCCGGCAAUGUUUUGUGUAAAUAGAAGCUAUGAUUUUACAAAAAAAACAGGAAUGAAAAACAAACAUCAAGGUAAUUUCUUUUUAAUGCUCUCGAGCGACAGUUUUAUCCGGAUGAUAAUCACAGAGAGUGGACGCUCAAUUCUUCUCGAGGCAUUGACCAUUGAGGAGUGUUUCUAAGAUUUGAUAACUUUGGCUUUUACCAGAGCAAGUGACAACGAGCAGUGACCAAAAGAAUUGAAGAAACUAGAAGCAGA
Rhopilema esculentum is the source of this 4769-nucleotide messenger RNA. Lineage: Eukaryota; Metazoa; Cnidaria; Scyphozoa; Rhizostomeae; Rhizostomatidae. The record is from RefSeq and is a predicted model, not a curated record.